This is a messenger RNA of Chenopodium quinoa (quinoa), 819 nucleotides long. RefSeq lists its product as uncharacterized. Gene Ontology annotation, biological process: DNA integration. Lineage: Eukaryota; Viridiplantae; Streptophyta; Magnoliopsida; Caryophyllales; Amaranthaceae. Gene Ontology annotation, molecular function: nucleic acid binding. The transcript is spliced from 2 exons. The record is from RefSeq and is a predicted model, not a curated record. Bases 1 to 819 code for a protein of 272 amino acids.
AUGGGUGUCUACAGAAUCAUUAUAUACUUAUUGCCGUUGACUAUGUAUCUGAGUGGGUUGAGGCCAUUUCCACUCCUGCCAAUAAUGCCAAGAGUACCUAGAGUUAUAAUCAGUGAUGGAGGAUCUCACUUUCAUGGGCGAAAGUUAGACACCCUUCUCCAGAAGUAUGGUGUAUACCAUAGGACAUGUCUAGCCUAUCAUCCCCAAACUAGUAGCCAAGUUGAAGUUUCUAACUGUGAGAUCAAGGCCAUUCUAGAGAAGGUGGUAGCAAAAUCAAGGAAAUGGAGUGAUAAGUUGGAUGACACCCUUUGGGCAUACACAAUUGCAUUAAAGACCCCAAUAGGUACUCUUCCUUAUAGACUUGUGUAUGGUAAAGCAUGUCACCUCACGGUGGAAUUAGAGUACAAAGCAUAUUGUGCUAUUAAGGAACUCAAUUUGGAUGCUAAGCUAGCGAGAGAAACGAGGCUACUUCAACUUAACCAACUUGAUGAUUUUAGGUUAACGGCCUAUGAUAGUGCACGUGUCUACAAGGAGAAGACUAAGAGAUGGCACAACAAGAUGAUCCUUCCGAGAGAGUUCAAAGAGGGUGACAAGGUUUUGUUAUUCAACUCUAGACUUAAACUUUUCCCAGGAAAGUUAAAGUUAAGUAGGUCAGGUCCUUUUACCGUAAAAAGGGCUAAUAAAUUUGGCUUUGUGGAAUUAAUUGAUGAGCAUGGUAAUGAGUUCAAGGUAAAUGGUCAAAGACUUAAGUUGUACCAUGAAGGGGCUACUAUUGGUGCGGUUGAAUUACUUCACCUAAUCAAUUCCGGUUUAUCUUGA